CAACUAUGUGACAACAGCAACGUGUUGUGUGAGCGGACUAGGCCCUGGGCACCAACUAAUAUCACCGAUAUUCCUUAAUUUGCAACCAAAUAGGCGGAAAUUACACACUCUCGAAAUCCUAGCGCACAGUUGCUAUAUAACCAUCUUCCAUCCGCACUCUCUCCAUGAGGUAAAGCUCUCAUGCUUCACUAUAGAGUCUCUUUCCAGACAUACAUUCACAAAUCGUCUAUUCCAUCGCGUUAUUAAACUCUGUCCACGAUGAGAUUAUGCACAAUCUAUACGUUACUCUUUCUCACGCAACAAACUAUCGCCUUAAACAUCCUCCUUACGAGCGAAAACAGCUGGGUUUCGGCUGGAUUGAGGUCUUUAUACACCCACUUGACGGAGGUGAUGGGCCACAAUGUGAUUCUCGUCGCCCCGUUGCACCAAAAUACAGACGUGGGUGCCAAGUUACAGUUAAACAAGAAGGUCCGCAUGAAGGACUUUAGUGUCCCCGCUGAGCGCAAAGAACACGAAAGAAGAGCUGGCGACUUCAAACACUUGGCUAAUUACAAAUCCAAGCGCAUAUCCAGCGAUUCAAAGGUUCGAAAGAGAGGUGCCAAGGGUGUGCUUAGUGACUUGCAGCCCUCCAAGGUUUCUAAACAAUUUGGCGUUGAUCCGGAAGACAAGCACAUUUACUACGUCGAUGGUUCACCCCUCGCGGCUACCCUUGUGGGGCUAGACUACAUUAUCCCGUACAACUUUCCGGAAUUCUCUAUCGAUCUUAUUUUAGCAGGCCCAAAUGAGGGCUCAAUUAUGGAAGAAGGGGCCAAGAGAGGAGGUUACGCCAUUUCCCACCUCGGAUUGCUGAGAGACAUUCCUUCUUUCACUGUUUCGUCGGCAGAUUCUCGGCAUUACUACUUCAAGGAUACGAUCCCUGCCGAGGUUUCCCACUCGUACGGAAUCAUCGACGACAAGAUCUCCUCUCUCAUCAGCAGAUUUGAAAGUGAAUCACACACCGGUGUCUUUGGACGCAAGAACUACAACACGCUCAAGACCGUGUAUUCCGAUCAUGACAACGCCAUCUACAAGGAAGAGUUGUCCAAACACCAAGAAAUCCUCGACUUACAGAAACAGGGAUCUUUGUCGUACAAGAUAGAUGAUGAAUCCGACAAUUCCAGCCCGUUUAACGCAUACAGGGUUCUCCCGCGAAACAUUGCAUUGAGCAUCAACUUUCCUGCUUUCGUUUCGGACACUUGCAUCAACCCACCCUUUUCCCAGACCACCUCGUUUUCACAUGCUGGCAAUGCUAAUGUGAAGCUCACCCCUACUGUCUCUGCUCUUGAGGGUACGGGCGACGACAGCCCAGAAGAGAUCAAUUUAAUUAUCGAAUCCAUUUCCGAAGCUUACGAUCCAGAUUCUGAUGACUAUGGAAAGUGCCACGACCAGGUCACGGGGGAAAAGUUAUUAAGGUGCAUCUUACCAGGUGAGAGAGAAGUGAUAGAGAAAUGCGGCGUUUCCGUAAAGGCGUUUGGUAACUACGAGUCCAAGUUUGACAUCAGAGAAUUGUUGAGACUGGUUGAAAUCCUUUAGGAAGCAUUGCGAUAGGUGUUGUUUUAUGAAAAAGGGUAUUAAGUUUUAGUCUGGUACUGUUUCAUCGGGUUUUGUAUACCUUCGGU
This is a messenger RNA of Babjeviella inositovora NRRL Y-12698, 1658 nucleotides long. RefSeq lists its product as uncharacterized. The record is from RefSeq and is a predicted model, not a curated record. Bases 259 to 1572 code for a protein of 437 amino acids. Gene Ontology annotation, molecular function: nucleotidase activity. The transcript has a single exon. NCBI's taxonomy places the organism in Eukaryota, Fungi, Ascomycota, Pichiomycetes, Serinales.